Messenger RNA from Ruditapes philippinarum (Manila clam), 900 nucleotides. RefSeq lists its product as uncharacterized. The transcript is spliced from 4 exons. The coding region runs from base 1 to 900 and encodes 299 amino acids. The record is from RefSeq and is a predicted model, not a curated record. Gene Ontology annotation, molecular function: nucleic acid binding; zinc ion binding. NCBI's taxonomy places the organism in Eukaryota, Metazoa, Mollusca, Bivalvia, Venerida, Veneridae.
AUGACUACGGGGGACCAGUCAAUGGACGAACACGAUAUAAUGGACAGAAUAGAGGAUUUGAUGUCUUCAAAAUUAGCGUCAAUGGAAGAAAGGAUUUUAAAAAGUCAGAAAGCAAUUUCUGAUACUCAAAUAAGCAAAAUUCAGCAGGAUAUUUUGCAAAAUGACAAUUACGUUUUCAAGCGGAAAAGUUGUGAAGACCAGUUAAAGUUCAACGUGAAGGUCAGCAAUGCAUUGAAGGAGACGGCCUCAAAAGUCAAUGAAAUGGACUUAUCCGGAGCGUCAGAAUGCAUUUCCGAAGGUUUGAGUUUACUUUCUAAUCGUCAGAAACUCAUUCGCAUAGCAGACUCCUCGGAGUUGGGUUGGUUAGUAGUCAAAGAAUACCAAAGCAACCCACUUGCUUCGGACUCCGAAGACGAGAAAAAGUUAGCUCGUGCUGAAGCCAGGGCCAACAGAAAAUGGAAGAGUAAACGUCCAUUUUCCGAUUUCAAGAGAUUUUCACCGUACGGUCAUACAGCGUCAGUGGAGACGCAGCCACAGAAGUCAGUCGCAGCUUGGAACAACAUCUCAACAGUCACAACCAGCAGGUCAACCCGGCCAGGUCUAUGUUUCGCAUGUGGCAAGCCAGGGCAUUGGAAAUACGAGUGUAGAAGAACAAGUGCUGACAAAACGAAUGAAAAGAUAAAAUGGAUACCCCGAGAAAAUAAUUUUGUAGCAGACGAGUUUAGUCGCAUAGGAUUGAAACGCAACAUAACAGAACAGCUACCAGAGGCCGGUUGUUACGACCAAAGUAUGGUUGACAAAUCAUCCAAGCGUACAGCAAAGACACCUACACAAAAGAAAGAUCCAGUGUCAACAGAACUCAUUGUAGAACUUUGUGAUAAAAUACAAAAUGUCAGUUGA